AUGGAAUCUGGAGGUUUCCAUGGCUAUCGCAAGCUCCCUAACACUUCUUCUCCAGGGUUGAAGCUAUCUUCGUCGGCGUCAUUACCGGAGACGAUGAACAAUAACAACAACAACAACCACUCAUCGUCCUCUUCCACCGCCGUAGACGACAGUGAAUGCAUCGUGAGGGAGCAAGACAGGUUCAUGCCGAUCGCCAACGUCAUCAGAAUCAUGCGCAAGAUCCUCCCUCCACACGCCAAGAUCUCCGACGACGCCAAGGAGACCAUCCAGGAAUGCGUGUCGGAGUACAUAAGCUUCAUCACCGGCGAGGCCAACGAGCGGUGCCAGAGGGAGCAGCGGAAGACGAUCACCGCCGAGGACGUGCUGUGGGCCAUGAGCAAGCUUGGUUUCGAUGACUACAUUGAGCCCCUCACCAUGUACCUUCAUCGGUACCGCGAGAUGGAGGGUGACCGGGCCUCCAUGCGUGGCGAGCCGCUUGGCAAGCGGACGGUGGAGCCACCAUAUGGGGCACCAGGGUUAGGUGCUUUUGUGCCGCCGUUUCACAUGGGGCAUCCCAAUGGCUACUUUGGAACCAUGGGAGGGUACAUGAGAGAGCAUGGGCAGAAUAAUAACGGAGGAGGAGGGUCUUCCUCGCAAGCUGAACCAAAUGGUCAAUACAAGUGA
Messenger RNA from Neltuma alba, 663 nucleotides. Its product is annotated as nuclear transcription factor Y subunit B-6. Gene Ontology annotation, molecular function: RNA polymerase II cis-regulatory region sequence-specific DNA binding; protein heterodimerization activity; DNA-binding transcription activator activity, RNA polymerase II-specific. NCBI's taxonomy places the organism in Eukaryota, Viridiplantae, Streptophyta, Magnoliopsida, Fabales, Fabaceae. The record is from RefSeq and is a predicted model, not a curated record. Gene Ontology annotation, biological process: regulation of transcription by RNA polymerase II. The transcript is spliced from 2 exons. Gene Ontology annotation, cellular component: CCAAT-binding factor complex; nucleus. The coding region runs from base 1 to 663 and encodes 220 amino acids.